Eruca vesicaria subsp. sativa (arugula) is the source of this 1200-nucleotide messenger RNA. The record is from the annotation of a GenBank genome assembly. NCBI's taxonomy places the organism in Eukaryota, Viridiplantae, Streptophyta, Magnoliopsida, Brassicales, Brassicaceae.
AUGGAUCUAGGACAUAUGAACCGUGCAGUGAGCUCUACAGCUAUGAAUGAUAGAAGUAGUCGAUCUCACAGCUGUGUGACUGUUCAUGUUCAAGGGAGAGACCUUACGUCUGGAACUAUCCUCCAUGGUUCUAUGCAUCUGGUUGAUCUUGCAGGAAGCGAGAGAGUGGACAAGUCAGAGGUUACUGGAGACAGGCUGAAAGAGGCUCAACACAUCAAUAAGUCAUUAUCUGCUCUUGGAGAUGUUAUCUCUUCUCUUUCACAGAAGACUUCUCAUGUUCCUUACAGGAAUAGUAAACUCACCCAGCUUCUCCAGGACUCCCUUGGUAAAAUUAUCAAAACCAUCAUCACUCGUUGCAUUUGUGUAUAUACAAAGCAUUUCUUUUCAACUUCUGUUUGUAUGUUGUUAGGUGGAUCAGCCAAGACGCUUAUGUUUGUCCACAUUAGUCCAGAAGCUGACACUCUUGGAGAAGCUAUUAGCACUCUGAAGUUUGCUGAACGAGUGGGAAGUGUUGAGCUAGGCGCUGCUCGUGUGAACAAAGAUAACUCAGAGGUCAAGGAGCUUAAGGAGCAGAUUGUUAAUCUUAAAAUGGCUUUAUCAAGGAAAGAAAAUGGCAAUGAUGCACAACCAACCUCUCUACUACUCAACCGUGAGAGAAUAUCAAGAAGAAGAUCACUUGAAACACCUACCGUGCGACCCAAGCUUCCUACCUUAGGAAACGCACCAAGCAACCUUAGGCCUCAGAUUAUGGAUUUAACUGGUCCAGAGGCUUUUAACGAUACUGCAUCUUCAAGAAGACACACUUUAGAUAUCCAUGAGUUAAUGAGGCGGAGGCAAUCACUCAACUCAAAUGAAGAGGAUAGAGAUGAGAAUUCACAAUCACUAAAUGGUGGGAAACAAGAUUUUGAAGUGCAGACUAUUACAGAUAACGAAUCUGAAGGUGUAACAAGUGAAUCCUCAGAUUCUGAUUUGAUGUGGCGAUUGAAUGUUCAAGUGAAUGUGCCUAGAGUUUCUAAUAAACAAAGUUUAGCAAACUCCAAACCAAAGAAAGUUCAGACUAAAACUACCAAACUCUCAGAAACCAGAAGUUUAAUUCCAUCGUUGAUCCCAGCACCAAGCAAGAGACCUAACACCGUGAGUUCUCAGCCGCAGCAACGACCAACCAGAGAUCCAAAACGCAGAUUGAGUUUAGGCAAGUGA